Molecule: messenger RNA, 2320 nt
Organism: Lolium perenne
Lineage: Eukaryota; Viridiplantae; Streptophyta; Magnoliopsida; Poales; Poaceae
Product: protein indeterminate-domain 7
Cellular component (GO): nucleus
Molecular function (GO): DNA-binding transcription factor activity
Source: RefSeq, a predicted model, not a curated record
CCAACUCUCUCCUUUUCCUCUCUCUCUCACGGCGGUCAUCCUCUUCCACCUUGCAUAGCUCUUGAUCUCCUGUCUCUCUCCUUCUCUCUGCACUAGCAGCCAGCUCUUGGCUUCUUGCUGUAGCUUGUUGUACUGCCUCGGAGUGCCGAGAAAGAAAGUAGAGAGAGAAAGAAGGGUUGCAGGAGCCUUGCAGGAAGAAAGAAGGGAGAGGAGGGAGAAGCGAGCGGGAGAGAAUCUGAAUUGCUUUCCAGUCAUUGACCACCCCCAGUUCCAGUUCCCUCCCCCUGUUUGUCUCCUUCCCCCUCCUUUGAUAGCUGUGUUAUUCCCUGAGCUGUUGCUGCGUGACGAGAGGGAGUGGCUGCUACCGGCCGCGGGGGUCUCUGAACUCUUGUCACUCUUGCCCCCAUCCUCCAUUCUUCAGUUUAAUGCUCCCUCUGUAGCAGCACCAAUUUAUUGCUAGUUACGUAGAGAGGGAGACAGAAGGGGAGGUAGCAAGAGUGAGAUAUAUACCUAGGCAAGCGAAGAUCAAGGCGGUACAGGGUUGUAUGUUUCAUCAGCAUCUUCAGCAUCUUGGUGAGGCUGAGGCAGCAGCAUCGGCAGAUCAGGACAGCAUGUCCAACCUCACCACUUCCGCUUCUGCCGGCGCCAACCCCCCUCCUCCGACUCCGACGGCCGCCUCCAACAAGCGGAAGCGAAGCCUCCCUGGCAACCCAGACCCGGAGUCUGAGGUGGUUGCGCUGUCUCCGGCGACCCUGAUGGCGACGAACCGUUUCCUCUGCGAGAUCUGCGGCAAGGGUUUCCAGCGCGACCAGAACCUGCAGCUUCACCGUCGCGGGCACAACCUGCCGUGGAAGCUGAAGCAGCGGUCGAGCAAGGAGGUCUUGCGGAAGAAGGUGUACAUCUGCCCGGAGGCGUCGUGCGUGCACCACGACCCGUCCCGCGCGCUGGGCGACCUCACCGGCAUCAAGAAGCACUUCUUCCGCAAGCACGGCGAGAAGAAGUGGAAGUGCGACAAGUGCUCCAAGAAGUACGCCGUGCAGUCCGACUGGAAGGCGCACUCCAAGAUCUGCGGCACGAGGGAGUACAAGUGCGACUGCGGAACCGUCUUCUCCAGGCGGGACAGCUUCAUCACGCACCGGGCCUUCUGCGACGCGCUCACGGAGGAGAGCGCCAAGGCCAUCGGAGGCAUGCCGGUCAUGCCGCAGGGCCACCACCACGCCAUGCUCUACUCGCCGCCGCCGCAGCCGCACCAGCUCAUGCAGCAACAGCACCAGGACCUCGUCGCCUUCCAGGACCAGCAGCACCAGAUCAUGCAGCAGCAGCAGGAGCAGCACUGCAACUACGCCGCCGUGAAGCCGGAGAUGCAGCCGUGGCCCACCAUGCCCUACGAAGACGUCCACCACCACCCGCUGCUGCAGCCGAUCUGCACCACCACCGCGCAGAGCUCCGCCACAUCCGGGCCGACGCCUACGCAGCAACAGCAUCAGCAUCAGCAUCAGCAGCUGCCGGCGGCGGCCGCGCACCUCUCUGCCACGGCGCUGCUGCAGAAGGCGGCGCAGAUGGGCGCCACCAUCGGCGGGGCCGGCGCCGGCGGGACGAGGCAGCAUUACACCCAGAUGGCCGGCGCGGCAACGAGUGCUGCCGGCAGUGCCACGUUCGGGCUCGGCCUGUCGUGUCUCAACAGCCAGCAGAUGAUGACCCUCGCGAGGACCGCAUCCCACGGCCGGGGUGCGGAGGACGGCAGCGGAGGCGGCGCUACAGGCGGCGCCAAUGACGGCAUGACAAGGGACUUCCUGGGGCUGCGCGCAUUCUCGCAUCGCGACAUCCUCGGCCUCGCCGGCUUCGACUCCUCCUGCAUGGGCGCCGCCGUGAACACCGCCACCAACAACGCCAGCCUGCCGCCCUGCUUCGAGCAACAACAGCAUGGUCAGUCGCAGCCACAGCAGCAGCAGCACAGCACCAACGAGCCAUGGCAUGGAAUGAGUAGCCAUAGCUAGGUACUUGCUUUCUUUCUUCCUCUCGUCGACGUUGCAUAUGAUCACCGCACAGGCAUAGCUAAGCUAGCGUCAGGCCACUGCUUGCUGCUACCCUAGAUCACCACGUUGCUUUUUGAGUACGGUAAUCUCUCUCUUUCUCUCCCCCCCUCUCUCUCUCAUGUUUAUGAUCUCAUGAUCUUGCAAGCUUUGAGGUUUCGAUGGAGGGAUGGGAGCCUGUAUUUUUUUGGUUUUUGGGUAGAAGCAACUGUAAGCUAAAGCCCGAAUCAAGGAAAAAUACUACAGCUAUGUGAAAAUAAUACAUGCAUCCGUCGCCUCUCCUUUUC